AUGGAUAGUGAUAAGAUAUUCUCUGUAUACUGUUAUGUGAUAAUCAUUGAGUCAACUAUAAAAGUUGUAUUGAAGCAGUUUCGUAAUGAGCGUCUGAGUACGCAAGGUAUAUGGCACCAUUGCUCAAUAGCUUUUCGAGCUGGUACAUUGUUACGAGGGCACCAUACAAAUAAUUUCUGCGAGUCAACAAUGUGCAUAAUCAAGGAUAUUGUUCUCAGUAGAUGCAAGGCAUACAACACGGCCCAGCUACUGACGUUUAUGGUCGAGAUGUUCGAUGUAUACAUGAGGCAACGAUUGGUCGAUGUGGCCUUGAGUAGGCGGCAUGUAAAGCCAAUAAUCUCGACCAAGGUUGCAUUAGACAGCGUUGAAUUGGUUGGCAAUUCUAAAUAUAAAGUACAGAGCGAAUCUGAUCCAACCAUAAAAUACGAUGUAGACCCCGAAAUUGGACUGUGCUCUUGCAUGCAAGGCCAAACUGGUGCUAUUUGCAAGCACCAAAUUGCAUGUGCGAAGUUUAGCAUGACAGCCGUGCCCCAGCAAUUUUUAAGUAGCAGUGAAAGUCGCCAUCGAUUAGCAGUUAUGGCUGUUGGCCAAGAGAAGGUCCCUGAUGUGGCAUUUUUUAGAAAGUUGAAUGAGGAUGGCGGCUUUGAGAUCACUGGCAAGGCAGAGAUAAAAGAAAUUGAUAGUGAGAAGACAGAAAAUCUGGAUAUGGAAGAGGAGCCACAGGAUCCAAUUUCUAGAACAGAGACAAUGUCAUCUUCAGAUGCUGAUGAUUUUGCCUCUAGGAAAAUAUCACGUGAUGUUGCAGAUGCCAUAGUUAGAGUCAGUGCGCGCUAUAGAAAUAGCAGUACAGACCUAGAACUGAAGAAGUUCCUCAGGCGUCUGGAUUCCGUAAAAACUGCAAACCGGAUGAAUAGUUUGCUGCAUUGCACUGGAAGUGCAAUAAGGAAUGGUGGAGCUGGGCGAGGUAAGAUACCUUGUCAGCCAACCUCCAUCACAAGACGCUCAACUGGCAGGCCAAGGGGAGCUGCACCACUGUGUAAAGCCCUGUCCACACGAUCGGGCCUGAUCGGCGGACUUCCCCUCUAA
Messenger RNA from Macrobrachium nipponense, 1086 nucleotides. RefSeq lists its product as uncharacterized. The coding region runs from base 1 to 1086 and encodes 361 amino acids. Gene Ontology annotation, molecular function: zinc ion binding. The record is from RefSeq and is a predicted model, not a curated record. The transcript is spliced from 3 exons. Lineage: Eukaryota; Metazoa; Arthropoda; Malacostraca; Decapoda; Palaemonidae.